UAUUCCAGACGAUAAAAACCAAUUUGAUUUGUCGUUUUUAUGCAUUUCAUUUUACUAACGCCGACUCUCUCAAGUCUCAACCAUUUCUCAUUAUCUUUCCAAGAAGAAGAAGAAAAAAAGAAUCUCUCCGAUCAUCAUCCAAUCAAAUGGAGAGUACAGAUUCCUCCGGUGGUCCUCCUCCGCCGCAGCCAAACCUUCCUCCUGGAUUCCGGUUUCACCCAACCGACGAAGAACUCGUGAUCCACUACCUCAAACGCAAAGCUGAUUCUGUUCCUUUACCCGUCGCCAUCAUCGCCGACGUUGAUCUUUACAAAUUCGAUCCAUGGGAACUUCCCGCAAAAGCUUCGUUUGGAGAACAAGAAUGGUAUUUUUUCAGUCCAAGAGAUCGGAAAUAUCCAAACGGAGCUAGACCUAACCGAGCUGCCACCUCCGGUUAUUGGAAAGCCACCGGUACAGAUAAACCGGUGAUUUCAACCGGCGGCGGCGGUGGGAAUAAAAAAGUGGGAGUUAAAAAAGCUCUAGUGUUUUACAGUGGUAAACCACCAAAAGGAGUUAAAUCAGAUUGGAUCAUGCAUGAGUAUCGAUUGACUGAUAAUAAACCUAAUCAUAUCUGUGACUUCGGCAACAAGAAAAACUCUCUCCGGCUUGAUGAUUGGGUGUUGUGUCGCAUCUACAAGAAAAACAACAGUACAACAACACAUCGACAUCAUCAUCAUCACCAUCACCAUCAUCAAUAUCAUCUAGACAAUGAUAAUCAUCGUCAUGACAUGAUGAUUGAUGAUGAUCGAUUCCGUCAUGUUCCUCCGAGUCUUCACUUCCCGGCGAUUUUUUCUGAUAACAAUGAUCCGACGGCUAUAUAUGACGGCGGUGGCGGUGGAAACUACUCGAUGAAUCAUAAUUUCGCAUCUGGAUCGAAGCAGGAGCAGUUCUUUCCACCGGUGAUGAUGAUGACGACGAGUAUAAAUCAAGAUUCAGGUAUUGGAUCGUCGUUGUCACCUAGUAAGAGGUUUAACGGUGGAGAUUGUUCGAAUAUCGUCUCUUCAAUGGCGGCGACGCCUUUAAUGCAGAAUCAAGGUGGGAUUUACCAAUUGCCUGGUUUGAAUUGGUACUCUUGAACCAAAAAAAUAAUAAUUUAAAAUUCGAUUUUUAUAUUUUGAAAAUUUGUGUAUACGGUUUGAGUAAUUUAGGGGGCAUUGGGGGUAUAUUUAAUUACGGUUGAUUUUAUUACUGUAUAGAUGUUAGAAUAAAAAUUAAAAUAGAUUGGAGAGGUGAGGCAACAUAUAGAAAAUUACAAUGAUAGGUUAAAUAUACUUUUCUAUUUUCUUUAUUUCUUUAUAAUGUUAUUAUUAUUCACUUAAUGUAUAGGUGUUUGUAGAUUGUAUAAACUGAUGAAAACAUAUUUAACAGUUGUAGAAACUUAUUUGUAUUUUCUUCAGCUAUAUAUAACUUUUAGUA
Molecule: messenger RNA, 1455 nt
Organism: Camelina sativa (false flax)
Lineage: Eukaryota; Viridiplantae; Streptophyta; Magnoliopsida; Brassicales; Brassicaceae
Product: NAC domain-containing protein 18
Biological process (GO): regulation of DNA-templated transcription
Molecular function (GO): DNA binding
Source: RefSeq, a predicted model, not a curated record